Messenger RNA from Podarcis muralis (Common wall lizard), 2191 nucleotides. NCBI's taxonomy places the organism in Eukaryota, Metazoa, Chordata, Lepidosauria, Squamata, Lacertidae. The record is from RefSeq and is a predicted model, not a curated record.
AAGGGGUCCCAGGGCUGCAGCGGGGGGGGGGGUGCAUGGGGGGGGUCAGGGAGAGGAGGGUCCUGCCCCCCUCCUUCCUCUGCACAGCCCGGGAGGGGGCGAGCUUGCCAGGGUGGUCUCCCUUGGGAUGCUGAGAAAAGGCAGGCAAAGAAGCCCCUUUCAGGUUAGGGAAAGAUGGGCAGAGAUGGCAGCCAGGGGGAAACAUUCUGAGCAGCUCCCCUUCCCAGACUUCUGGGUCCUGGAAACACCUGUCUCUGGGGUCAGAGGCCUUGGGAAAGAGGGGCAGGUGCCGGGGGGGGGGCUCUGUGGGGAGUGUAUGCCCUAUCGUACGGCCCUAAAAAAGAUGCCAGACUCAUUAGAAAAGGAUUUGCUAGCCGCUUUAAUAAGGACAGACAGAACUUAGCAGAAGGCCAAGUGUUUCCUUCCGAUAUCUUGGAGGAUUCCUGAGAACACAGAUGGAUGAGCAAGACUCAGCUGGCCCUGAAGCAGGAAGGGGCCAUGCCAUCAACACUGGGAGCAGUGAAGGAUUCUGGGAAAGCUCCGUGAAGAAGAUCCUGGGUGAGGAGGACACCCUCCACUCUGAUAUGAAGAGCCAGCAGUUUAGGCAGUUCUGCUACCAGGAGGCCAACGGACCCCGAGAGAUUUGCAGCCAACUCCACCACAUUGCCUGUCGGUGGCUGAAGCCAGAAAAGCAUACGAAAGCUGAGAUGCUGGACCUGGUGAUCUUGGAGCAGUUCCUGGCUGUCCUUCCACCGGAGAUGGAGAGCUGGGUGAGGGAAUGUGGAGCGGAGACCAGUUCCCAGGCGGUGGCCCUGGCCGAAGGAUUCCUCCUGAGUCAGGCAGAGGAGAGGAAGCAGGCAGAGCAGCAGGGAAAGAUUAUCUUUGCAGAAAUGGGCCUGGAUUCCUCUGAGGCAGAGAAGACUCCGUUGGUCAGGAGAGAGAGGCCAAUAGGUGACAGAAUGAUACCAGGGAUACCUCCAUCUUUGCAUGGAGGCAGAGGAGAAGCAGCAGCUCUGGAACCAGAUCAGGGCCUAGUAUGCUUUGAAGAUAUAGCUGUUCGUUUCACAGACGAGGAGUGGGCGUUGCUGGAUCCUGACCAGAGAGCUCUGCAUAAGGAAGUCAUGGAGGAGAAUGGUGGGAUCAUGAACUCUCUCAAUGGUGAUGAAUCAGAGAUUAAGAACCAGGGAGACCAUGACCAUGUCUACACCAUGGAGAAGCAAUGUAAAUAUUCUGAGUGUAGAGAGAACUUCAGUCAAAGCUCCCACUCCGCUUCCCUCCGAAUAAAUCCAUUUGGGAAUAAAUCCUAUCAGUGCCUGGAAUGUGCGAAGAGCUUCAGUCGGAAAGAGAGUCUCACUUCCCAUCAAAGAAUUCAUACAGGGGGGAAACCGUAUCAGUGCAUGGAAUGUGAGAAGAGUUUCAGUCGGAAGUUCAAUCUAACAGCCCAUGAAAGACUUCAUACAGGAGAGAAACCAUAUCAAUGCUUGGAAUGUGCGAAGAGCUUUACCCAGAAAAAGGAUCUCACUUCCCAUCAGAGAAUUCAUACAGGGGAGAAACCAUUUCAGUGCUUUGAAUGUGGAAAGAGUUUCACCUGGAAGAAAAGUCUCACUUCCCAUCAAACAAUUCAUACAGGGAAGAAACCAUAUCAGUGUUUGGAAUGUGGGAAGAGGUUCUGUCGGAGUGCCCAUCUCACAACCCAUCAAAUAAGUCAUACAGGGGAGAAACCAUAUCAGUGCUUGGAAUGUGGGAAGAGCUUCAGUCGGAAGUUCAAUCUCACAGUCCAUGAAAGAAUUCAUACAGGAGAGAAACCAUAUCAGUGCAUGGAAUGUGAAAAGAGGUUCACCAGGAAGUUCUAUCUCAUAGUCCAUGAAAGAAUUCAUACAGGAGAGAAACCAUAUCAAUGCUUGGAAUGUGGACAGAGCUUCGGUCAGAAGACCAGUCUCAUAGGCCAUCAAAGAUGGCACAGUGGGGAGAAACCAGACAAUGGCUGUCUAUGAAUUUAAUUUUCAGAGACUUUGAUUAAUAUGUUCAACACGGACCCUGAGUUCCACUUCUGAAGGCCUUCUGCCAGUUCCCUGAUUGUGGGAAGUGAGGUUACAUGGAACAAGGCAAGGGGCCUUUUUGAUAGUGUCACCCGCCUUGUGGAACUCCCUCUUGUUAGAUGUUAAGAAAAUAAAUAACUAUCUGACUUUUA